AUGGAUGCUGCCUUCAACCAUGUUGGCAACCACCUGAUCUCCGAUUCUGCUGACACCAUCAAAGCCGGUGGUUCUGAUGACCUGUCCAAUAUCGACCCUGAUGAGAGUCUGCUCUACGGAAAAUCUGGUGGGCGCAGGGGAACUGGCACCGGUCGUCGCCGGACCGACGACGACGAUGGCGAGACCGAGCUAGGCGACGAUGACGAUGACGAGAGCCUGGCAAGCGUUCCUGUCAGCGCGAUGAAGGGUGUGCGGCUCACCGAGGACGAGGACGACAAGGAUCUCCCCGCGCAUGCCUGUGCCUACUGUGGCAUCCACUCACCAGCGUCUGUUGUCAAGUGCCUAUCCUGCAGCAAGUGGUUCUGCAGCGGCCGUGGGGGCACCAACAGCUCGCACAUCGUCAACCACCUCGUCCGCGCUCGGCACAAGGAGGUCCAGCUGCACCCGCAGUCCGCUAUGCAGGACACGAUUCUGGAAUGCUACAACUGCGGAACUCGCAAUGUCUUUAUGCUGGGUUUUAUCCCUGCCAAGUCCGACACCGUGGUCGUGCUCCUCUGCCGUCAGCCCUGCGCCGCCAGUACAUCUGCAAAAGAUAUGAGCUGGGAUGUGUCGCGCUGGCAACCUCUGAUUGAGUCGCGCUCGUUUUUGGACUGGCUGGUCCCUCCCCCGUCGGACGCCGAACAGCUGCGCGCCCGCCAGCUCAACCCUCCGACCAUUGCCAAGCUCGAAGAGAUGUGGAAGGAAGAUGCCAACGCCACCGUUGCGGACCUAGAGAAAGCUGCGAACGUCGACGACGAUCCUCAUCCCGUCCUCCUCCAAUACGACGAUCCCUACCACUAUCAGAACAUCUUUGGUCCUUUGGUCAAGAUGGAGUCCGACUACGAUAAGAAGCUGAAGGAAGCUCAGGGGGAAGAUGGUCUGGUCGUGGGCUGGACCGUGGGCCUCAACGGCAAGCACAUGGCGAGCUUCAUCCUGCCCAAGAUGGAGUCAGGCGAUGUCAAGCUCGCAGUUGGUGACGAGAUGCGUCUCAAGUACAAGGGCGAGCUUCGUCCUCCCUGGGAGGGCGUCGGCUAUGUUAUCAAAAUCCCCAACAACCAGAGCGACGAGGUGACCCUGGAGCUCCGUAAGACUGGCAGCGAGAAGUCUGUCCCGACCGACUGCACCCACAACUUUUCUGCCGAGUACGUCUGGAAGGCCACGUCUUACGAUCGUAUGCAGCUCGCCAUGAAGACUUUCGCCCUCGAUGAGAAGAGUGUGUCUGGUUUCCUGUUCCACAAGCUGCUUGGUCACGAAGUUCAAGUUGCGCCGACGAGGCCGCAGAUGCCCAGGAAGUUCACUGCGCCGAACCUUCCAGACUUGAACAACAGUCAGAUCAAUGCCAUCAAGGCUGUGCUCUCUUCGCCUCUAAUUCUCUCCAAGCAUGAUCUCUGGCACCACCUGCUGGUACACUUCAAGGACAGCAAAUGCCUUGUUGAGGGCCCUCUUACGAACCUCCAGACUUCUCUACUGCAGUUCAGUCGACCCAAGACGGCCUACCGGGCCCCGCGGUCUGGCCCCGUUGGACAACAAACAACUGGCUAUACCAAUGGCCGCUACAACGGAUUGAACGGGUCCACCCGCGACUUCGACUCGCAAUCCAUGCUCUCAUAUGUUCCGGACGACGUUUCCUCGAUUCACAGCUCCGCCCUGGGAGGCGCUGGCCUUAACUCGGCCUAUCCCCACAUGUUCUCGAGCUUCAGCCCUGACGCGUGGCCUGGCUUGCCUGGCGUCAACGCACCCGGUCGGUCGAAUGGAAGGAGCCGAGGCCGAGCUACCGAGAGCGUGGCGGGCGAAAGCGUGGCUAACUCUGAGUUCACUGAUGGCAGUGCCAGUGUGAUCGGCGGCAAGGGUAUCGGUCAGGGUGGCGCCAGUCUUGGAUCAGGCUUGCAAGAUGCCAUGGGCUUCUCCCGUCCUACUUCCUACAGUCAGAGUGAUCGACUUCGCCAGUAUGUCGAGGGUAUGAGCGGUGGCCGCAUGGGACCGAGCAACGGAUACCUGCGCAGGGACGAUGACGAGAAGAGCAUCAGCACUGCCUUCCACAGCCAGAUCGGCGGGCCCGGAUUCGACGGAAUUUGAUUUGCUUGACGAAAACCGCGAAUGACUCUUGUUCUUAUAGUUAUUUGCCACAGUCUUCACUGCCUGUCCUGAGGCACGGUCUUACCACACCAUCCAGCCUCUCGUUGCCUAGUGCAAGGAAGAGCAGUACUGCUCUGCGGUCAGAACGGCCCACGUCACAGUCAACUGUGCGGAACGAGAAAAUGAGCAGGUCGCCAAGCAACAUAGCCAUACGACAAGGCUGGUUUGGACGGUUUACCUCGUGCUCCACGGUCAAGCCCGCGACCAGUCACGAUGACCAGACGCAAUACGGAUCGCUCGUCCGUGUCAUGCAACAAAGACAAAGCUACGAGGACAACCCCAGCGUUGGCUAUCUACUUCAUGUAUGCCUGACGAGCAAAGGACGCCACACAAAACUGGUGUGCUGUCGGGGUGUGGGAGGCAUGGAGAAGAAGACUCAGGACCAUCAUCCGUUCUAUGCGCAGCACAAGGGGGUGGACAUGGCCGGUUCGAUCUACAUGAUUGGCAUCAGGCUUCUCGAGUCAAGAAAUUAACAUAUUUCAUGCUCAGAGACCAGUGGUACGGGGAUCUUUCUGUUCAACAUGGGGGGUCCAAAGCCAAUCCGCACGCCUUGUGGGACAACAUGCCUUUGGGGGAUAUGGAAUUAGGGGGGAAGGAGACCCGAAAAUGCAAUAGUAACAGUUCAGUCUUUAGUUAUUCGCCUCGGCAAUAGUCACUCCUUUUGAUCAU
Molecule: messenger RNA, 2844 nt
Organism: Cryphonectria parasitica EP155
Lineage: Eukaryota; Fungi; Ascomycota; Sordariomycetes; Diaporthales; Cryphonectriaceae
Exons: 2
Coding region: 1-2115 (704 amino acids)
Biological process (GO): nuclear-transcribed mRNA catabolic process, nonsense-mediated decay
Cellular component (GO): cytoplasm
Molecular function (GO): ATP binding; zinc ion binding; RNA helicase activity
Source: RefSeq, a predicted model, not a curated record